Drosophila eugracilis is the source of this 850-nucleotide messenger RNA. Its product is annotated as serine protease 1-like. Lineage: Eukaryota; Metazoa; Arthropoda; Insecta; Diptera; Drosophilidae. The transcript has a single exon. Bases 1 to 765 code for a protein of 254 amino acids. Gene Ontology annotation, biological process: proteolysis. Gene Ontology annotation, molecular function: serine-type endopeptidase activity. The record is from RefSeq and is a predicted model, not a curated record.
AUGAAACUGUUUCUGCUAACUCUCUCUGUGGCCGCGGCCUUGGUCGCCGGCUCUCCGACCGGCCCCGAGGGUCGCAUCGUCAACGGCUACCCAGCUCCGGAGGGCAAGGCUCCCUACAUUGUGGGUCUCUUCAUUCGCAAUGAUGGAAGCAGCAGUGGCGCUGUUUGUGCUGGUUCUAUCAUCGCCAACGACUGGAUCCUGACCGCUGCUCAUUGCCUGACUGGUGACUACGUGGAGAUUCACUACGGUUCUAACUGGGGAUGGAACGGUGCCUUCAAGCAAACUGUCCGCCGUGACAACUUCAUCAGCCACUCCGACUGGCCUUCCCAGGGCGGCACGGACAUCGGUUUGAUCCACACUCCCCAUGUGGACUUCAAUGCUCUGAUCAACAAGAUUCCUCUGCCAAGCAUGAACGAGCAAAACGAUCGCUACCAAGAUACCUGGUGCGUUGCCUGCGGAUGGGGUGGCAUGGACAACGGAAACCUGGCUGAUUGGCUACAGUGCGCUGACGUCCAGAUCAUUAGCAACAGCGAGUGCGAGCAGGCCUACGGCUCGGUCGCCGGUACUGACAUGUGCACCCGCCAUGCUGAUGGAAAGUCUGUGUGCGGCGGAGACUCCGGUGGCCCCCUGGUCACACAUGACAACGCUCGUCUCGUUGGUGUCAUCACCUUUGCCUCCGUCGGCUGCCACAACGGUCCCUCCGGCUACACCCGCGUCUCCGACUACCUGGGAUGGAUCCGCGACCACACUGGCAUUUCCUACUAAAUUCUUGAGGACCAGCGAAUGGCAAUGUGAAGGUUUCUUCUACAUAGUCUCUGUUCUCUUAAAUAAAUUGAUUUGAAAACUGCAA